Messenger RNA from Kuraishia capsulata CBS 1993, 585 nucleotides. RefSeq lists its product as uncharacterized. NCBI's taxonomy places the organism in Eukaryota, Fungi, Ascomycota, Pichiomycetes, Pichiales, Pichiaceae. The record is from RefSeq and is a predicted model, not a curated record. Gene Ontology annotation, cellular component: mitochondrion. The transcript has 2 exons. Gene Ontology annotation, molecular function: flavin-dependent sulfhydryl oxidase activity; flavin adenine dinucleotide binding. Bases 1 to 585 code for a protein of 194 amino acids.
AUGUCUAGCGAGAAAGUGGAAACAGGUGCCACCAAGGCCACCGGUGCACCUCAUGGCGUUCCAGUCUUGGGUGCUUCCGGAAGACGGAUCGUCUACGAUGAGAACGGAAAACCUUGUCGCUCUUGUAACACUCUGUUAGAUUUCAAGAUGGUAGCUGGUAAACAGAAAGCUUCAGAUGUGACGUCCAAGACUGCUGGUGCUGCUACUUUGGCCUCUAUUGCGGCUCCAGCCCAGCAAGAGCCCAAGGACUGCCCACCAGACGUGGAGCAACUUGGCAGAUCUUCCUGGACCCUUCUUCAUUCUAUAGCUGCAACAUAUCCAGAAACUCCAUCCCAAGAACAACAGUCAGACUUGAAGUCUUUUGUGAACAUCUUCUCACGGAUCUACCCAUGCUGGUUCUGUGCUGGGGACUUCCGCGAGUAUAUCAAGCGUGAGGAGCCUAAGGUGAAAACCCAGGAAGAGUUUGGUAAAUGGUUGUGCGAUGCUCACAAUGAGGUCAACGUCAAGCUUGGAAAACCCAAGUUUGACUGCAAUUUGUGGAAACAGAGGUGGAAAGAUGGAUGGGAAGAUGGCAGUUGUGACUGA